UCACACAAAAUUUGAUGAGAAUCUGAAAAGAUGGCUUCGGAUCGCAGCCAAAUGUUCGCCGCUACAGUAGUGGCCCUCCUCGCUGUAACGUCAACUGUGCAUAUCGCCUUCGGGCAGGAUGUGGCCUGCUCACCCACGCCUCCCACGAUAUCUGACGGUCAGUCGCAAUCCAGGUAUUCCAAGAGCUUUUGCCCCAACGGGACCAAGGGAACCCUGCGCGUGGCGGGCCAAGGCAUCAAGGAAACAAAGAGCGAUCAGGCCAAGGUGCCCAUGACAAUUGAGGUCACAGCAGACACUGCCAGUGCAGCCAGGGACAAGGCCAGCACCCUGGCAAAUCGCGUCCUUGGCAACCUGAGCGCGAUAAACGGCAUUGGCAGCGAGAACGCGCAGACGUCCUCGGUCUCAGUGAAUCCGAAAUAUGACACCCGCUCAAGCAACACCAACACCAUUGUGGGCUACACCUACAGCCACCAGCUGACUGUGAAUGUCAAGAAUCUGACCUCUGACUUGCUGUCAGAAGUGCUGGACAUUGCAGUGGCAUCGGGCGGCAACCAGCUGCAGAUCCAGCAAGUAUCGUUUUCCCUGUCGGAUGCGCUGACUGCCGAGGUGAUGGUAGCUGCCCGGAAGUUGUCAGUAGCCAGCGCCAAGGCAGCCGCACAGAUCUAUACCUCGGAGCUGGGGGUGACAGUGGGCGGCAUCAGCUCUGUGACUUCCACCACUGCCAGCUCAGCGCCACAAGGCGGCAAUUCCAACGGCAACAGCCUCAAAACAGCGGCCUACACCCUUGCGUCCACUGAGAGCGGGUCAUCAUCGACGCCCAUCAGCAUUGGGCAGCAGACUGUGACAGACUCCAUUGAUGUGGAAUACUUCAUCUGCACGCCGUCUGCCUGAGGGGGGAGUUUUCUGGCAGCAAGCAAGUCUCCCAAACCACACAUGAUGGUAUUGAUGGACUUGCGCCUGCAAGCAGGGACCCUGCAAAUGCCUGCCAGACUCUAUAGCUAUGCACUGUGGUACACUUGCGAGGAAACUGCAGCCGGCAUGUAUCAUCAAAAUCAAUAUUAUCCAGUGUUGCAAUGUAUGCAUUGGUAUGAAAGCUCACCAUUCAGAAUUUGGCCUGUGAAUGGGUGUGAAUGCCUCGAACCCGCCAUGCAUGUAGAGCAUGUACAGCAAAUGUGGUUUUUGCAAAAGCCCCGAGCAGUGUACACACGAACUUGAAAAUGUGCAUGCAGUAGAGGGCUGUGCCAUGCGCACUGGUGUUUGAGUAUGACUCAUACUGUAAGAGUGGUGCUGUGCUGUUUACUUAAGUAUUUGAAGGGAAGAAUUUGAGCAGUGCUCUCUGCCCGGCAUGCAGUUUGUAUAUUUUUCUGUUCCUGUGUAAGUGUGUGUUGAUGAAUGAUCACAUGAGUUACGAUUUCGCCUCUGCGUUGCAAAGGAUUGCAAGGAUUUCGCCUGCAGCUUGCCUGCAGGACGCAUCUUGCCUCUUGGCAGGAAAAGCGUGUAAUAAUGAUAAUAAUAAUAAUUGCAAAGCACAUCCUAUGCCGGGCAUGGGUAAAUGAGAUAUGUAAAUGGCAUAAGUGUAAGGCGCUAUUGAAUGU
Coccomyxa subellipsoidea C-169 is the source of this 1595-nucleotide messenger RNA. Its product is annotated as DUF541-domain-containing protein. Gene Ontology annotation, biological process: DNA damage response. The record is from RefSeq and is a predicted model, not a curated record. NCBI's taxonomy places the organism in Eukaryota, Viridiplantae, Chlorophyta, Trebouxiophyceae, Coccomyxaceae. Bases 31 to 891 code for a protein of 286 amino acids. Gene Ontology annotation, cellular component: external side of plasma membrane. The transcript is spliced from 6 exons.